AUGCCAAACUUCACCGUGCCAGAUGAUGGCCAAUGGAACAGCAAACCAGCAUGGAAGCUUCCUAGCUGGUGUGAGCCUUUGAUGGUCGCCAGUAUACUCUUCUUCGCAAUGUUCAUGACACGAAAACGAGACUUCAAGAUAUUCCGCAACUCCUCCGGAAGCGGCCACCUGGAUGGUACAUCCAAUGGCUCUAUGGAUCAUCUCCUCCCACUCAACAUCGAUAGCGACUGGGAGUCCGACGAUAUUACAACGGCUAAGAAUCUGCCGAAAGCACGAAGAAUCUGUUGCUGGAAGGUUACUACACCAAAUACGUCGCGUUUUCGCAAUAACUUACACAGUCGAAUUCUCCAACGCUUCCCUUUCUUGCUUGAGAUGUUCUACUGGAUUAUCAACUAUGCUUUCUACCGCAUGACUUCGGUGCUGUCGAGCACGCUGUUUGCUGGGAGAGGGAUAUGGGAUGUCUCGGAAGAGCAUGGAAUUGCAGUAUUGCAAGCUGAGGAGCACAGCAUCUUAAAGUUUCUCUUCCUAAUACGAGAGAGAGACGUGCAGCAAUGGUUCAUGCAAGGGCAUCAGGAUGCGCUCACCGUACUAAACAAAUGUUACGCCUUGAUUCACAUACCUGGCACCGUAGGCUUCAUAUGCUGGUACUACUACGUCGCCCCGUCAUUCAACACCUUCGCCAUCGCCCGCCGAACGAUGACUCUCACUAAUUUCUGCGCCUUCAUUACCUUCAUCCUCUACCCGUGCAUGCCGCCACGCCUCCUUCCCAAAACAUAUGGCUUCCUAGACACGGUACGCCACGAUGACGCGCAGAGCGUAUGGAUGAGUGGGAAGUUUGUCAAUCAGCUCGCUGCAAUGCCAUCGAUGCACUUUGGAUACGCGUUUUGCAUUGGCAUGACGGUGGUCUACCAUUCUGGUCUAUUCCGAAGAACACUCGAGCGAGGAGAAGUCAGAAAGAAUACGUUCUGGAAGACUUUCUAUCUCGUUGUAGGAGUUGGAUACCCGGUGUUCAUCUUGACGACGAUAGUUGCGACGGCCAACCAUUACUUCAUGGAUGCGAUGGUUGCGAUAUGUUUUGUUUUCAUUUCAUACCUCUGUAACAAGGUGUUCUACGUUUUUAUUCCGCUUGAGGAUCUUCUCCUGUUUAUGAUACGUGCAGACAAGCCGAUACCCACGACUGGCGACCGAUUCCAUGAGAGGGGUGGAAGGUUAUAA
Messenger RNA from Cucurbitaria berberidis CBS 394.84, 1215 nucleotides. RefSeq lists its product as uncharacterized. The transcript is spliced from 3 exons. Lineage: Eukaryota; Fungi; Ascomycota; Dothideomycetes; Pleosporales; Cucurbitariaceae. Gene Ontology annotation, molecular function: inositol phosphoceramide synthase activity. Gene Ontology annotation, biological process: sphingolipid biosynthetic process; inositol phosphoceramide metabolic process. Gene Ontology annotation, cellular component: inositol phosphoceramide synthase complex. The record is from RefSeq and is a predicted model, not a curated record. Bases 1 to 1215 code for a protein of 404 amino acids.